AUGGCAAACUCCUCAGAUGAAGAGGCUGAUUCGCGCACAGCCCUGGUUGGCGUACCGCGUACUCGAUCAAAUCCGCGUUCCACCUCGCGCUCCGCAUCGCACGACAGCGCCCGCCCAGCCAAGCGACAACGCCGCAACAGAAAUAAGAAGGAUUCAGAUCUAGCUGAUUUUGUUCCAAAAGGAGUUGCAUUUAGUGCAACCUCCUUGCCAGUGGAUGAUCCCGACAACACAUCUAGCUCUGGAUCUAGUUCCUCAAGUGAAGAUUCCGAUUCCGACGCGGACCCAACUACCGUCGCAAACCCCCACGCCGGCAACACCGCGCCUGCAAUUAGCUGGAACCAGGGUCGGAAGGCUGCAGUGCGCACAACGCUUGGAAAACGAUCGGCGCCAACAAACGACAAGCCUACUCAAUUUGAAGCGGUGAACGACAAAUAUUGGCGCAGUCGCAGUGCAUCUGUCUCGGCCAAUGGUGAAGAGAAGCCCACAGCAAACGACCAAUCUCAAAAUGAUGAUGAACUGGAAGAUGGGGAGAUUGACUCCAAGAGUGACACAGAUGAUUCAGAUUCUCUGGGUUCUGAAGCCGAUGACUCUAUCCUACUGAACAUAGGAGAUAAGAUGGGAAUGGAUGGUGCCAAUGACUAUGAUCCUGCCACUCUGGCCCAUCAGCAUGGUUCCAACGCAAAUCUGAAAAGCUCACCUACCCAAACCGGAUCUGGAUCGAAAGAGGAAGCAUUCCGGCUUUUCUCACUCAAGUAUCCAAAUGCGCCUGUUGCUUUGGUGGACCUAAGCCAGACAGACCUCGAAAUUAUUGCGAAGUACGUCUAUUUUGAUCGAAACAUCCAUGAUAUAGACCUCAAACUUCCUAUCUCUUGCAUUGAAUGUCAACGCGAGGGCCAUAUGGCCGAUGUCUGUCCAGCAAAAGAGUGUGAACACUGUGGCGCGUGGAAUCAACAUCAAAGCAGCAUUUGUCCUGACUGGCGACGAUGCCAGAGAUGCCGCGAACGUGGCCAUGACGAGCCGCAAUGCACUGAAAAGCUACGCAGUUUCGCAUACGAAGUGCCUUGUGAUUACUGUGGCGAUGAGCAUCUGGAAUCCGAAUGUGAUUAUCUAUGGAAGUUCCCAAUCAGGGAUCUUCACUCCAACCAAGUCACAGUGUCAAUCUGCUGUGCGAAUUGCUGCAGUGCGAAACAUCUUAUGGGAGACUGCCCAGCUACUAAAGUGCGCGCAGAAACCGGCAAGUCAUCGUCAUUUACCCUGAAGGGUAUAGAUCCCGACAUGAUCACAAACCUGAACACUGUCGUCCCGCCCCGAGAGAGCCGCCCACCAAGCCGAGCUUCAGCCCGCGGAAGAAACAGGGGAUGGUCUCCAGCUCCAUCCCCAGAGGAAGAUGACAUGAUGUCCCGCGUAUCCCGAGGCCGAGGACGCCCCGUCCCUGCCCCGCGCGGAAAUACUCGCGGCAAGGAUCUUCUCGUGGUCGAUCAACCUUCUCCGGAAACAACAACCGCGCGCGCUCCCCGAACCCGCCCCUUCCACGGGGUCCUCCUCCACCAAGAGGCGGUAGCCGAGGCCGUGGACCACAACGAGGAGGAGGAUUCUCACGUGGACCCCGUGGAGGCGGCAGAGGCCGCGGGUGGUAAGAAUGGGGGUGAUAUGAGAAGUGAGCAGCAGAUACCGGCGAAAGCCAUGUACAUAACAAACAGCACAGUGUCAACCAUUCCCCUCAGCCUCGGCUGA
This is a messenger RNA of Penicillium crustosum, 1734 nucleotides long. RefSeq names its product zinc knuckle domain protein. Bases 1 to 1734 code for a protein of 577 amino acids. The record is from RefSeq and is a predicted model, not a curated record. Lineage: Eukaryota; Fungi; Ascomycota; Eurotiomycetes; Eurotiales; Aspergillaceae. The transcript has 3 exons. Gene Ontology annotation, molecular function: zinc ion binding; nucleic acid binding.